AGAUCGGUAAAAAAAUUGUCCAACUUUGGAAAAUUUUAUUAUUCCUAGUAGUAGAGAUACUUGAGCCGCAUAUAUACACAGUUUCAAUAAUCAUAACUGCAAAACAUGGCAAUCAUCUCCAAAUGAUUUGCUUUAUGAACUGAUCAACUAGCCUAAGAACAGCUGAUAACAAACACUAUAACCUAACUAUACUUGAAUUUUCAUAUACAACAUUAUCAAUGAUGACGACUUAUCGUAAUUUAAAAACGCCCGGUCUUCAUUAUUAAUGCAAAUCAUCCUCAGUUUACAGAUCGGUCGAAAAAAGUUGAAAGUGAAUGCCUUUUAAAAUCGCUUACAUUUACUGCCGUUCAUAAAAGCUAGCAUUAUUUAUUGGUUAUUAUUAAGUAAACAUCUUGCAACUUGAGGUGUUUUUGCCGCGUUGAUUGCUUGUUAAGCUUUUUCUGGCAAUCAUUUGAGUCAAUUGACACAAAUGGCAUCUAUACGUCGUUCUGGUAAAUUAAAUAGUUUGGGGACAUCAACUUCUACUACAGCGAAAACUCGUAGGCAUAUUAGACACGAUCGGAAUAAUCCUGGUUCAGAUGAACCAGCCGACACCGCUUCUAAAUCCAUUACUGAUACACAAAACAACUUCGAUUUAAAAAAUAGAGUGGAACACGCAAAACCAGACGUUCAUCAAAUGUUAAACACUCCAAGAACCAAAAAAAUAAUUGACUCAUCUAAAAAACGAGAACUUAGUAAUAUAAGCAAAGCUCCUGAUGAAGCUUCUCCACCAAAACAGGCUAAACAUCGAAGUCCAGUGGCUCAUAAAAUGUUGAGUCCGUCACGACUGUUAGAUCGUUUAAGCAUAAACGAAAUGGCAUCCGACUCUGAUGACGCAAAAAAAGAUAAACAUCGUUCGUUUCAUCGUAACAAAUAUCAAAAUGCUCGAUGUAUUUUAAACAGUGGCGAAACGAAAAAAUUGCCAGGAAGGGAAGAGCAGUUGGAAGAACUCAAGCAGUUCUUUCGAGAACAUUUGGAAAAUAAGAGUUCGGGUAGUUUGUACGUAUCUGGUCAACCAGGUACUGGAAAAACUGCUUGUUUAUCACUCCUAAUGCAUUCGCCGGAGUUUGCUUUGAGUUUGCAAACAGUGUAUAUUAACUGUACUUCGAUAGCUUCAAUUGGAGGAGUUUACAAAAAAUUAUCAGCAGAAUUGAAGCUUAAAUCUAAAGGACGUACAGAACACGAUAAUAUAACGGCCAUACAAUGUUAUAUCCAAAACUCGAAAGAUAUGUUACUUGUAGUUUUAGACGAGAUCGAUCAACUUUGCAGCUCAAAGCAAUCAAUCCUAUAUACAAUAUUCGAAUGGCCGUCAUUACGUAACGCUCGGCUAUUGCUUGUGGGUAUAGCCAAUAGCUUGGACUUGACUGAGCGAACACUUACACGUUUGAACGCUCGUUGUGAGUUGAAGCCGAAGCAUAUACAUUUUCCACCGUACACAAAGCAGCAAAUUGUAGAGAUCUUUAAGUCACGUCUGGAAGAAGCCGAAGUUUUAGAUAUAUUUCCUCCAGUUACCAUUGAAUUACUGGCAGCUAAGGUUAGUGCGGUAAGUGGGGAUGUGAGAAGAGCUCUUGACAUUGGGCGGCGAGCAGUAGAAAUUGCGGAGCAACAAAAGAAAGCCGGUAAUAAAAAAGUGAAUUUACAAAAAUUUGUUAUGGAAGCGGAAGGAAACAUUGAAAAUCUGUGUAAAGACAUACUGGAGCCUGUGCAAGUCACCCAUGUAACAGCUGUUGUAAAUAAAGUUUAUAGCGCCUCACAAAGUCUACACGAGGAUAUUGAACAAUCAUUUCCUUUACAACAGAAAAUAAUGUUGUGCUCGUUGAUGCUAAUGCUACGUAAUCAACGCAACAAAGAUAUAACCAUAGGACGACUACACGAAGUUUACCGCCGUGUUUGUAACAAACGCAACAUUCAUUCUUUGGAUCAGGCUGAAUUUGUCGGAUUAGUUGACCUGGUGCAAACUCGAGGUAUAUUGCACAUAAUUAAAAAGAAAGAACCGCGCUUUGGUAAAGUUCAAUUGUCGUGGGACGAAGAAGAAGUUACUGCGGCUUUAUGUGAUAAACAACUGAUUGCUUCCAUUUUAGAUGACACCGCCUCUUUAAACAACUAAUUCAUUUAAAAUUUUUUUUGGCAAAAAAAAUUUAAAAAUUGAAAUGAAUCAGUUGAAAUAGUCACUUGUUGGCAAGUUAAUCAGUUAAUCAAUCUUUUUAUAGUUGCAAAAGCGUGCUACAUUAUCUAAUUAAUUGUAUUUAAUUUAAUUUUUAAUUAGUAUUUAAAUAGUUUCCUGCUUUCGUUUCAGUUAUUUUUACACAAAUUUCGAUACACACAGGUAUUAAAGUGAUUAUUUUCAUAAAUUAACCUUGAUCUAAUGCGAGAGCCGUUUAUAUGUAUGCCGACAACAAUAUCUCUUUAUUUGUAGAAAAAUAAAACGUAUGACUCUAAAUGAUUUCUGUUUUAUAAGAAAGUAGUAAGUGACGCAAGAAUUAAUAAUAGGAAAUUAAGAGGCAUCAUUUGAAAUUUCUAUAUUUAUUAUCGAGCGAUGACGAUACGUUCAAUAUAUUAUUCAAUUUGUGAGAGCGAAAAACGUAUUACAAAGUCCUUCUAUUGAUUGAAUCAAUCAAUCUACUAUGUUGUGAAUCUCUCUUUCUUUAAAGCCACAAAAAUAAAGUUGGAAAACGCAAACUUCACAUAUAUGUUU
Glossina fuscipes is the source of this 2734-nucleotide messenger RNA. It is a transcript of the gene Cdc6, whose product is annotated as cell division control protein 6 homolog. Gene Ontology annotation, biological process: mitotic DNA replication checkpoint signaling; cell division; DNA replication initiation. Bases 470 to 2146 code for a protein of 558 amino acids. Lineage: Eukaryota; Metazoa; Arthropoda; Insecta; Diptera; Glossinidae. Gene Ontology annotation, cellular component: nucleus. The transcript is spliced from 3 exons. Gene Ontology annotation, molecular function: DNA replication origin binding. The record is from RefSeq and is a predicted model, not a curated record.